ACCGUUUUACCGCUGGAAUUUCCUCCCUUUUUGGCUCCAAAGGUCCCAGGAGCCUCCGCAGCCUCAGGCAGGUUUCAAUCCCGAGGGAUUUUCUGGAGAUCCUGCGGGUGCUGCUGGAAAACCAGGAAUGGGGCCCUGGAUCCGGAUGGUCCCCCUCCUCGCGUUCUCUGGACUCCACCCCACAACAGGGAGCGUCCAUGACCCGCUGCUCGUCCUGGAUGGAUUGGAAGACUCCGGAAUCCACCUCAAGUGCCUCUCGGAGCGGCUCUUUUCCGAAGUCAAGGUGUUGUGGAUGGAUGGGAAAGGCAGGAAUAUCACCGGGAGUGCCCUGAGCACGGACACAUCCGGGAAUGCCGGGAGCUCCAUCGUCCUCAAAGCGGGCUCUGGGAACGCCGUGUCCUGCAGGGUCGUCGACAGCCUCGGGAAAACAUCCACGGAAUCCUCCGUCGUCAUCGCGGAGAGUUUCUUCCCGACCGUCUCCCUCUGGCUCCCGGCUUUUGUGAUGCUCCUGCUCCUUGGGAUAUUCCUGCUCCUGGCAGCUGUUUAUAAACUCCGGAGCAACCAAAAGGCGACGGAUCAGGAAAAAAACGCCCAGAAGCAAAUUCAGGAGGACAUCGAGGAAUUCAAGAUGGAGCUGGAGGAAGUGCAGGAAAAAUUCCAGAAGGAAAACCAGGAGAUGACAACAAAAAUCGGUGAGAAAAUUCCACAGCUUGGGGAAUUUCGGGAAUUUUGGGUUUUUGGGGCUCCGGAAAAAAAAGCACUUUCGGGGGAAAAUUGGGGCCGCUUUGAGGGCUGGGGCUGGUGACACACCUGGGACAGGUGACACACCUGGGACAGGUGACACUG
This is a messenger RNA of Pipra filicauda (Wire-tailed manakin), 846 nucleotides long. Its product is annotated as butyrophilin subfamily 3 member A2-like. NCBI's taxonomy places the organism in Eukaryota, Metazoa, Chordata, Aves, Passeriformes, Pipridae. The coding region runs from base 128 to 805 and encodes 225 amino acids. The record is from RefSeq and is a predicted model, not a curated record. The transcript has 9 exons.